AUGACAGUAUUUCUCCCUCCAGGCUACAGCCUAACGUGGAAAGAAGCCAACGGGCCAUGGCUGGACGCAUGGCCUUCCACAAAGAUCCCGAACCUCUCGGGGGCUCAACGACACACCCUGACUGGACUCAAAUGUGGGACGAAGUAUUCUCUGAGGAUCACAGCGACGAAUAAAGUUGGGACUUCGCAGCCAGCUUAUUUGGAUGUUAGCACUUUGGGUGGAGUCCCCAUCCCGCCGACCACCGACGAGUGGCUGUGGAGCAACGCGUCCCACAUCCACGUGCAGCUCACGGGCUGGGUGCACAACGGCUGUGACGUCACCGGCUGGGUCGUGGAGUAUCGCCCGCUGGGGGCACGAGGCUGGGUGAAGGCUGACAACCGGAUGGCCUACACAAGCUCGGAGCCAUGGCACCUGCCCCUGUACCACGGCGGCGCGGCGACGAGCACGUUCUCUAUCGCUGACCUGUCGCCAGCCACGUGGUACCAGGUCCGGGUCACUGCGACCAAUGAGGCGGGCAGUGUGACGACGGUGUUUAAUUAUGCUACCAAGAAUGUUGAUGGGAGUGAGAUCGGCCCCCCGUCAGACUCCAUCGACAUGAACCUGGUGGUGAUCGUGUGCAGCUCCAUCCUGCUUGCCGUGUGCCUCAUCAGCUGCAUCUACAUACUGGUUAAGAGGCAGAGGAUAGGCAACCUAACAGAGUACCGGGACUCGAUAACCAUAGACAACAAAUCGGAGAGUGGCAACUUGACGGCAAACACCUCUCAUACCAACCUGGCGAACGUGAAGGAGAAUGCUAUGAAUGCUCAGAAUAAUUGCAGCCGCAUCUACAGCGCUCCCAUACACCACUUGAGGAAUAAUAGCAAACAUGAGCUAUACGAGAUAAGUCCGUACGCGCAGUUCGCUGUAGGCUUCAGGACAUUCGGACACGUCGAGAACCAGGACCUGCCCAGCCGGCCCGCCCGGCCCAAGUAUGACACUGAGACGAGUUUUCAAGUGUGUUCAGAGUCGGAAGACAGCGAUAGUAUAUCCAAAUCUACAAUGAAGAGCGUCCCUAGAAAAGCAUGUCGAACGCCACACCACAGAUAACUAGACAAGGAAAUUUUAUCUUUUUAAAUCCAUACGAAAGUAAUAAAACCUAUUUCUACGAAAGGCUACCUACUAUCUACGGAAAUACAUCGAAUACACUGCCAAUUUUGGAGAUUUUUUUACACAACUGAAAAGCUUCCGAAAUUUUACUAGUUACUUAGCUGGUUUAAAUGAGUUCUCUAGUCGUGACCAAAACGAACGUAGGGUGGGACGCCCUCUGACUGACGACCUUACCAUGUUGUUAAUAGUGACUGGAUG
Messenger RNA from Plutella xylostella (diamondback moth), 1344 nucleotides. Its product is annotated as cell adhesion molecule DSCAML1. Lineage: Eukaryota; Metazoa; Arthropoda; Insecta; Lepidoptera; Plutellidae. Gene Ontology annotation, molecular function: protein binding. The record is from RefSeq and is a predicted model, not a curated record.